AUGGGUUUGAAUCCUCAGGCGUUUCAGAUUCCAGUCAUCAAGUUCUCAAAGGGGCUGAAAGAAUUGGACCGAGGAACUGAAGGGUGGAACAAUUUGUGCGACAAAGUUCGGGAGGCUUGUGAAAAUUAUGGAUGUUUCCAACUAAUGUUUGAAGAGAUACCUAUACAAUUAAAAGCUGAGAUAUUCUCGGUGAUCAGACAGCUUUAUGGCCUUCCUUCGGAUAUAAAGCAGAAAAAUGUUAAUCCAACAAGGCCUGGCCGUGGCUACGUUGGACGGAAGAAUCCUGUCAGUCCCUUGUUCGAGAGUUUUGGCAUUGAAAAUGCCUCUAACUAUGACUCCCUCAAAAGCUUCAUGGAUUUAAUGUGGCCUAAUGGUCAUGAUCACUUCUGCCAAACUGUUAGUUCCAUGAUGAAGUUGCUGGACGAGCUGAGCCAUUUAAUUGGAACGAUGAUUCUUGAUGGUUAUGGUUUGGGAGAGAAAUUAGAGUCAAUCAUGGAAUGUGAGACACUUCUAAGGAUAAUGAGAUACGAAACUAAUUCCACAUCUGGGGAAUCUGUGAAAGGGUUGGCAGCUCAUACUGAUAAAGUAUUGUUUACAUUCCUCUGUGAAGAUCAAGUUUCAGGUCUUGAAGUUGAAACCAAGAACGGGCAAUGGAUUAAAUUGUCUCCAUCUCCUACCUCUUUCAUCUUUAUUGUUGGAGAUCUCCUAAAGGCGUGGAGUAAUUGCAGAAUGCAUGCUGUGAAUCAUAGGGUGAUGAUGACUGGAGAUAAAGAGCGUUAUUCUUUCGGAGUUUUUGCAGUUCCCAUGGAUGCAAGCAAUAUCAAGGCACCAAAAGAGCUUGUUGAUGAAGAACAUCCCCAAGUGCUCAAAGAGUUCCGUUACAAGGAUUAUCUCGAUUUCACCUAUUCGGAGAUGGCAAGUUCCAUAGACUAUCAUAUGCACAUGCUCUCAUUUGCAGGGAUGUAG
This is a messenger RNA of Juglans regia (Persian walnut), 966 nucleotides long. RefSeq names its product probable 2-oxoglutarate-dependent dioxygenase AOP1. NCBI's taxonomy places the organism in Eukaryota, Viridiplantae, Streptophyta, Magnoliopsida, Fagales, Juglandaceae. The record is from RefSeq and is a predicted model, not a curated record. The coding region runs from base 1 to 966 and encodes 321 amino acids. The transcript is spliced from 3 exons. Gene Ontology annotation, molecular function: dioxygenase activity.